UGCAAUUAAACCUGAUUGCACGAUACAAAGAAGAAAGUUUUCAACAUGAAAAAAAUAUCAUUUUGUGUUUUAAUUUUUGUGAAUUUUCUAUUCGUUUCCGCUAAUGUUUCGGGGUAUAGGAGUUACAAGAAUUAUAAAUGUUUUAACGUUCAAGGUGAUAGAUUAAGAAUAGAACGAUUACGACAUGCGUUACAGGAAAGUGAUGAGACUCUCACUUACGCCGACACUAGAGACGGCGGUGAAUUUAUCGUGGCGCCUCAUUUAGAAGAUUUAUUCAACAAAAUAGUCACACAAGAAAAUCUGAAGACUACAGUGGUCUAUGAUGAUAUAUCUAAAAUAAUACAAUCAGAAAAAUCUCUUCUACGGGGUAGUAAAGAGUUUUCAUGGACUGCAUAUUAUGACAUAGACGAUAUAUAUAAAUACUUGACCAAUAUGAGUAAAUCUUAUCCGAAUUUGUCUGAGCUAAUUGUCGGAGGCAAAACGUAUCAGGGUCGGUCCAUAUUAGGACUUCGUAUCAACACACCUUCACAAGAAUGUACACCGAAACCUGUUAUAUUUAUUGAGUCAGGGAUUCACGCUAGAGAAUGGAUAGCACCUGCGACCACUACGUACUUUAUUAAGGAGUUGUUAACAAGCAAGGAUGCGAACAUAACAGCACUGAGGGAUCAGUUCGAUUGGCGUAUCUUCCCAUCUGUAAAUCCGGACGGUUAUCACUACAGUUAUACCGUGGACCGACUUUGGCGAAAGACAUUAUCAAGAUCUACUAACAGAUGCUUCGGUGCUGAUCCGAACAGGAAUUGGAAUUACAAUUGGGGACAGUACUCAUCAACGCACAAUCCCUGCGACUAUCAGACGUAUGCGGGUUCUCGUCCGUUCUCUGAGAUAGAAACACGUACCCUAGCGGCCUACAUACAGAGCAUCGACAACAUGAUGGCCUACAUCAGCUUCCAUUCGUACGCCGCCAUGCUUCUACUGCCGUACUCUGAUUCUACACAACAUGUGCACAAUUACGACGACUUGGUUAAAGUUGGUAAAUCAUCGCUUGAUUACGGUUACAAAGUUAACCAAGAUAAAAGAUAUCAGGGGCCGGGAACUGCCGCUGAAAUACUCUACAAAGCGUCAGGUGGAAGUAUGGAUUGGGUACGUCAUGCUUUAGGGACUCCUCUAGUGUUCACAUACGAGCUGCGAGGAAACUCCUUCCACUGGCCUCCCUCCAGGAUACAAGAACAAGGAGAUGAGGUGACACAAAUGAUGCUAGGACUGGUGACGGAGGCGAAUAAACUGGGAUAUUACUGAUGGCAUUAUUUAAGUAAUAUGUUUUGUUAAUAAAGUUAAUAGAAAUAA
This is a messenger RNA of Papilio polytes (common Mormon), 1344 nucleotides long. RefSeq names its product zinc carboxypeptidase-like. Gene Ontology annotation, molecular function: metallocarboxypeptidase activity; zinc ion binding. The record is from RefSeq and is a predicted model, not a curated record. Lineage: Eukaryota; Metazoa; Arthropoda; Insecta; Lepidoptera; Papilionidae. Bases 46 to 1296 code for a protein of 416 amino acids. Gene Ontology annotation, biological process: proteolysis. The transcript is spliced from 9 exons.